CCCGGCCCCCGCCACAUCUGCGGCACAUGUAAGCGAGCUGAGCUGCGCGCGCCGACCAGGAGGAGGGGGGGGGGCAAAAAACAACAUGGACUUCAAAUCGGAGCUGCUCAAGUCCAUCUGGUACGCCUUCACCUCGCUGGAUGUGGAGAAGUGCGGAAAAGUGUCCAAAUCUCAGCUGAAGGUGCUUUCUCACAACCUGUACACGGUGCUGAACAUUCCGCACGACCCCGUGGCCUUGGAGGAGCACUUCCAGGACGACGAUGACGGGCCCGUGUCCAAUCACGGCUACAUGCCCUACCUCAAUAAAUACAUCCUGGAUAAGGUGAAAGAAAGCAUGUUCGACAAGGAGAGGUUUGACGACCUGUGCUGGAUGAUGACCAUGAAGAAGAACCGAAAGGGCCCGCCGCCAGAGGGGGCGCUGCUGUCUGAGAGGAACUGCUUCAAGCUGUUCUGCCUCUUCAACUUGCUCUCCGAGGACCGCUACCCGCCGGUCAUGAUCCCGGAGGAGGUGGAGUAUCUCCUGAAGAAACUGUGCAGCGCCAUGAGUCAGGAGUGGGACGGCAAGCCCCUGGAGGAGCUGCUAUCCCAGAAUGCCGCGCUGCACGAGGAGCGCCUGUCCGUCUGGAGCUUCCUGGAGCACAUGGACACCGGACGCCUGCUGCGGGUCACCAGCGUCGAGGCCUUCAGCCUGGCCUUGCACGAGGUCUUCCUGGAGAUGUACCACAACGUCCUGAAGAGGGGCUACAUGUGGAAAAAGGGGCACGUGCGGCGGAACUGGACCGAGCGCUGGUUCGUGCUCAAGCCGUCCUCCAUGGCCUACUACGUCGGCGAGGACCUGAAAGACAAGCGAGGAGAGAUCCAGCUGGACAAGACUUGCGUCAUCGAGCCCAUUCCAGACCGAGAGGGAAAACGUUGUUUGUUCUGCGUAAAAACUCACAACAAAACCUAUGAGAUGAGCGCCUCGGACCAGAGACAGAAGGUGGAGUGGAUGCAAGCCGUGCAGACAGCCCUGCGUCUGCAGAGCGAGGCCAAGCUGUCGUUGCACCGCGAGCUGAAGGCCAAGAGGCGGGUGCAGCGGGAGCACAGCCAACGGGAGCGCAGCUGCAGCACCCUCAGCAGCUGCAGCAGCCAAUCGGAGGACUCCAGCACCCUGGAGGCGGAGCGCACCGACAAGGACCGGCAGGACCUGGAGAUAGAGAGCAUCAUACAGCAUGCGCGGGAAAUGGAAACCCGGCGGCGGGAAGUGGAGGAGCGGGAGAGGAGGAAGCAGAUGGAGGUGCAGAUGGAGCUGGAGAGACAACUGGAAGAGGCACAAAUGAUGAGGGAAAGUAUGCGGGCGGAGAUGCAGGAGCGGGCCAAAGAGGCCGAGCGGCAGCGCCAGAGAAUACAAGAGCUGGAGGUCACACAACGCAAAAUGGAGGCCGCACUCAACAUGGAGAUACAGGCACGGAUGGAGGAGGAGAAGGCCAGGCAGGAGCUGGAGAGGCUGCUGGAGGCCGAGGAGGAGAAGAAGCGGCAGUUCCAGCUCCUGGAGGAGCAGCAGCGGGUCCUGCGCAGCUUCAGCCCCGAUGAGGACGGCGCCGCCCCCGACACGGACCACGACCGCAGCCACGACAUAGACCUCCACGCCCCCGACGCUCUUCACUCGGCCUCCCGGGAGCUUCAGGAUCUGCAGGCGUCACGGCAGAGGAGCCACCAGCGCCUGGAGGAAGUACAGGAGAAGCUGAGGAACGCCAGUCAACAUGUCCGCCACUGGAACGUCCAACUGAACCGCCUCAUGAAGCCCAUCAGCCCUGGAGAACGUUUGGCGCGUAUCCCCUCCAAACUCUCAUGCCCCAAGAAGGAAGGCGCUCUGGCCAGCAACGAGUUCAUCUCCAGGUUCAAGAUCCAAGGCGCUCACAAUAGCCAUGCGCCCGAGGAGUACCGGGACCCCCUGGAGGAGCGCAUGGAGGCGGCCAACCUGUCGGACGACUCGGACAGUGCGGCCGAAACGUCCAACGGGACAAUAUGACCACGUGGAAAUGAGCAUUGUUUUGAUAUUUAUCGUGACAUGUAAUGAAGAUCUGUAAUGACGCGCACAUUCCAUGAGGACAGAGAUUUACAAAAAAACAUUUUCUUGCAAGUUGUGAUAAAUGUAAUUAUAAUUAUACAUAAUUAUAUCGUAAAUCAUU
Messenger RNA from Phycodurus eques (leafy seadragon), 2171 nucleotides. It is a transcript of the gene def6c, whose product is annotated as DEF6 guanine nucleotide exchange factor c. The transcript is spliced from 12 exons. Gene Ontology annotation, cellular component: nucleus; cytoplasm. Bases 86 to 2011 code for a protein of 641 amino acids. The record is from RefSeq and is a predicted model, not a curated record. NCBI's taxonomy places the organism in Eukaryota, Metazoa, Chordata, Actinopteri, Syngnathiformes, Syngnathidae.